GCGAAGUUCAGAACAUUUGAGAGAUAUUAAAGCGAUGAGGGAUUCUGAUGAUAGUGAAGCGAGUUCAGAUACCUUCAUUCUCAGUGAAGAGAGCAGCGAAAACAAUUUUUAAUAAGGAUGUUGCAAGAAUGUCAAGGGCUGGGAGUCUUUACGGUUCAGUUCAUUUAUACAUCGAGUACAUAACAAAAGAAGAAAUAUUGAAGAUAGUUAAUGAUCUGAAAAGUGCUCCCAAACCUCCUCCCAAACCUAGGCUUGUUUUACAGGAACUUAAGGAUGACACAUCAAUACCUUCUCACACAAUGGGGGCCAGAGGAAGUUUUGUGGGAAGUGUGUUAGCUAUAUGUUGGGUGGAGCAGGAACAAAGGUCUGAAAACAUUGUUGAGGGGAUAAAAGAAAGGGUAGAGGAGAUGGUUGAGGAUGUGAACUCGGGUGUCCCUCUUUGUAGUGAUGAAGUUGUAAAUGAGCCAAAUUCAAUCAAUGUACCUGAGGGGAUAAAUGGAAGGGUAAAAGAGAUGGUAGAGAAUGUAUCUGCAGUUCCUCUUUCCACUGAUGGAGUUGUCAAUGAUGUUGAGAACACAGUUGUGAAUGAUGUUGAGAACACUGCUUCCAAUGAAGCACACAAUGAAAGGGUUGACUGUGGAGAUUAUUUUGUUCAGAUCCUGAAUUCUGAUGUGCCUUCUUCAUCAAAUGGGGUUGUAAAUGAGAAAUGGGGCUUUGAUUCUUUAAAUGGGUGGAGAAAUGCAAACUUAGAUGUCAAUUUCCAGGAUAUGGCCAACAUGAGGUUAAAUGAGAAUUGGGACUUUGUUGUAAAUAAUAUGGGGAAUGAUGCUGAGGAAGUGGAUACCCCUGAUGGGCCUGAAAAAGACACCUCUGAGAGAGUUGAAGCUGUAGAUGAAGUUCUGGUUGAGGAUGAUGAUGAGGAAGUGGAUACCCCUGAUGGGACUGAGAAAGACACCUCUGGCAGAGUUAUACCUGAAGCUGCAGAUGAAGUUCCGGUUGAGGAUGAUGAUGAUGAUCUAUAUGAUGCUGACUAUUCUGUAGAGGUAGGGGAUGAGGACUUCUGUGCAAAUACUGAAACUCCUGUGGAAUUCAGAGAUGAAGGAAGAAGGCGUGGCAGGCCAAGGAACAAGCAAGAUCAAAGUUCCAGUGAGCAAAAUUUGCAAUUUGAAAUGCGAAGUGAUUCCUCUGACUAUGCUGAGUCAGAUGAAUUACUCACAGAAUCAGAUGAGGAAAAUGCACAGAGGGAGAAGAGGUACCCUUCCUUUAAUGCAAAAAGGGAAAUGGGAAAGGGUGAAUUUAAAUUGGGAAUGUUGUUUAAGAAUGUUGAGGAGUUUAGGAGAGCUGUCAAGGAGUAUGGAAUCAGGUCAAGGUGGCAGAUUAAACUUCGCAAAAAUUGCAAGGACAAGGUUCAAGUGAAAUGUGCUCAAGACUGUGGGAAGUACUUGGAGGAUUUUAGGGUGAAUCCAGCUUGGCAGUUGAGUCACUUAAUUGCUAAAGUGGCCAGUGAUUGGCAGUACAACAUUAAAUACAUGAAGGCAUGGAGAGCAAAAGAUAGAGCCCUGAAAAUUAUUCAUGGGGACGAGAGGACUCAAUAUGAAAAGCUGCUAGAUUAUAGGUUAGAGUUGUUGAGGAAAAAUCCUGGUUCUACAAUACUCUUGAAAAGGAAUGGGGGGGGUUUAAGGACAAACUAUGGGGGCCAACUGUUAACUGCUGUGGGCAUAGAUCCUAAUGACUGUAUCUUCCCCUUAGCUUAUGCAGUGUGUGAGGUUGAAGACUCUGAAAAUUGGCAAUGGUUCUUAAGACUGCUUGGUGAUGACUUGGACCUUCAUAGAGAUAGUGUCUUCUGCUUUAUGAGUGACAAACAGAAGGAAUCACUUCAAGGGGUCAGAGUUAAAGGACUUACUCUGGGAUUGUGCCAGGGCUUCUUAUCCUGCAAGGUUGUUGGGGUGCCUAAAGCUUCUAGAAGAUAAAUGUCCAGAGGCAAGGGAGUGGUUGAAAGCAAGGCCACCCAAGAACUGGUCUAGGGCAGAAUUCAGCACUUUCCCCAAAUGUGACAUGUUAACAAAUAACUUGUGUGAGU
Cuscuta campestris is the source of this 2080-nucleotide messenger RNA. Lineage: Eukaryota; Viridiplantae; Streptophyta; Magnoliopsida; Solanales; Convolvulaceae. The record is from the annotation of a GenBank genome assembly.